Seminavis robusta is the source of this 1085-nucleotide messenger RNA. Lineage: Eukaryota; Bacillariophyta; Bacillariophyceae; Naviculales; Naviculaceae. The record is from the annotation of a GenBank genome assembly.
CACAGACCAGAACAACACCCUGCAACCACCACAAACCAUGCGGAUCUCCAUCCUGCUUCUCCUUGCUGCUGGGUUGUUACUAUUAUUGCUAUUACAAACCACUCAUGCAUUAGGAAGUGACUCCUUCCUCAAGCGCUUGGAGACGGCGCAAUGUGCGCUCCAAGUAUCGGUGGGCAGAAUUCCGGGAACGGCCAUGCCGCCCGAAUGGGCCGCGUCCGGGGCCAAAUUGGGGUUUCUCCUUGAAAUGGAAUUUUGUCCCGAACCGUGUGCCGAUUAUCAAAUAAUGACCAAGGAGCGACUGUUGGGUACACGCUCCAAAAAAGCGGUCGAAGUGUUGAACGAUCCUUCGUUCGUGUCGGCCAAAGGCACGGAACAAAUUGUAGUGCGUACACAAGGCGCUUAUGGGGUCGAACUACAGGAUCUGGCCGCCCGCCAAUACGGAGUCCGCUUUUUCCUGGACUUUCCCGAGGGUGCCAUGCGCAAUGAUGUCGAAUUGCCCGCCGAACGCAUUUAUUUUAUUUCGACGGCAUGGAUUGCCGACCAACCAAGUAUGGACCGAGCUCGGCAACGACAGGAAGAACUCACACAAAAACUACAAGACAUGGACGACGAAAUGGUGCAAAUUGAAGAACAGAGUACCGGAGUGCUGGCCAAAGCCAUGGGAUUGCGACAAUCGGCCAAAUUAUGGGAGAAACGUGACCAAUUACAAGCUCAAUUGGAGCAGUUGGAACAAACAUAUCCGUUACAGGGGCAACUACAACUGGUGGAGGGUCCCAAUGAUCUCCUAUUUGCCAAAGAAGGAGUGAUUGCCGUCAAGCGAAUGAGAGGGGCCAUGGGAACGCGGGAACAGUACCAUUGGGUUGGAACGUUUGCCUAUGAUGAGUUUUUCGAAGAUGAAGACGAUGAGCAAGUGUGAUUCGAUUCGAUGCACUGGUGUGCCAAGUCAACGUGGCAGUCGACCACCGGCACCGUCUUCUCUCCCGUCCCGUCGUGGCACAACAACACCCUUGAAAAAUAUGCCACGGAAAUCCAGAAAAUGUACGUAAUGAAUCCCUUGGACAGACAGGCAGGCAGGGCGAUGCCAC